This is a messenger RNA of Papaver somniferum (opium poppy), 2398 nucleotides long. Its product is annotated as pheophytinase, chloroplastic-like. Gene Ontology annotation, biological process: chlorophyll catabolic process. Gene Ontology annotation, molecular function: pheophytinase activity. The record is from RefSeq and is a predicted model, not a curated record. Gene Ontology annotation, cellular component: chloroplast. Bases 650 to 2215 code for a protein of 521 amino acids. The transcript has 6 exons. Lineage: Eukaryota; Viridiplantae; Streptophyta; Magnoliopsida; Ranunculales; Papaveraceae.
UCUCAAACACAAACUGAAUCUAUGACAAUCUCGAUUUCUAAUUAAGAUGAUCGAUAUAGAUUACAUAAGUAUGAUGGCAGGUUCGGGGUUCGGGAUGACAAGAACCAACUAAUUUCGGUUUAGCUGGCAUAAACUGGAUGGGAAAUGUGGCCGAGGGGUUUGAAAAGUGCACCAUAGUAUGGUUCGUUAACUUCGUUAUCAUUCAUAUCGACCUUAUUAGUAGAGCCUAGAGUGCACGCAUCUACAAAGUGGCGCCCAUAAAAAGCCUUCCUGAAUGGUUAACGACUAAUGAGAUUAUCCGAGGUUAAAGAUAGCACCAAGUCACCAGUUGCGAUCAUCCAUCCGCUCAGAUGAGACCGCGUCCCCAGUGGCGAGCCACCCUUUCUGGGGCGAGGAUUGCAUCAUGUUUUAAUCAUUUUGGGAAUCAUUUACGUUGAACUGGACGGAGGACGACUUUGAAAAAGUUAGACAAUAAUUCAAGCUAACUACUCUCUCUUCACACAUUUUUUGCGUGUAAAACAGGACUUACUUGCACUCUCUUAUUAGUCUUGAAUCUUGAUCAACCAAAUUAAUUUACACAAAAUACAUCUCUGCUUCUGAUUUAGCUCCAGCUCCUGCAGAUUUUACAAAGAAAAUUAUCUUAAAUUGAAUGAUGGAGCUGUUGUCAGUUUAUUAUACUGAACCAUGUUUGUUAUUCCCUAGUAGUAGUAGUAGUUGUUGUAAUUUAAACAUGAGAUUUGUCUCCACAAACUCUAAAUCGAGCCGAACGAAACAAUUCGUUAGAUUUAAAAAGACACGGUUAGUUUGUAGUAGUAUGUCCAGCUCCUCAAGAAGGGAUUCACUGCAAGGGGAAACAUCUGGAUCACUUGCAAGCUCGGAUCAAUAUGUGAAUUGCUUAGGUGAAGGCUACACUACUAAUUAUGUUGUUGGCCGCGGAGUAGAAAGCAGCACAAUUGAUGAUUCUGUUAAAAAGAUAUUGAUUCCGGGUCUGCCACCGCAAGAUUUGAACGGAGACUCAGGUUCGACAAUUACUAGUUGUUUCUGGGAGUGGAAGCCGAAACUUACUGUGCAUUACGAGAAAUCGGGGACGGAAAACGUGGAUGCGCCGGCUUUGCUUUUGCUGCCUGGUUUCGGUGUAGGGUCAUUUCACUAUGAGAAGCAACUCAAGGAUCUUGGCCGGCAAUAUAGAGUGUAUGCUUUGGAUUUUCUUGGGCAAGGAAUGUCAUUACCAGCUGAAGAUCCAACUCCUUCGGCUAAGGGUGGAGAAGAUACUUCAGCUGAAGGAAAGGACUCGGCGAUGUGGGGCUUUGGAGAACAAACGGAGCCGUGGGCUAAUGAGCUGGUUUAUUCAAUGGAUUUAUGGAAGGACCAGGUUACACAUUUCAUAGAGGAGGUUAUUGGGGAGCCUGUUUACGUCGUAGGCAACUCACUUGGAGGAUAUGUUUCACUAUACUUUGCAGCAUGUAAUCCUGAAUUAGUUAAGGGUGUCACAUUGCUUAAUGCAACACCGUUCUGGGCGUUUCUUCCUAAUCCUAUUACUUCCCCAAGACUAGCAAGAAUUUUUCCCUGGGCCGGCACAUUUCCUCUGCCUGUUGGUGUGAGAAACUUCAUAAGCUUCCUUUGGCAAAAGAUAAGUGAUCCUAGAAGUAUUGCAGAGAUUCUGAAGCAAGUAUAUGCUGAUCAUUCAACGGAUGUUGACACAGUUUUUUCUCGUAUAAUUAAGACAACCGAACAUCCAGCAGCUGCUGCAUCCUUUGCUUCAAUCAUGUUUGCUCCUAAGGCACAAAUUUCAUUUGACGAAGCUUUAUCUAGGUGUAAACUGAAUGAUGUACCUAUAUGCCUAAUGUAUGGGAAAGAGGACCCUUGGGUAAUGCCUAUUUGGGGGUCUCAGGUGAAAAGAAAGGUACCUGAAGCUCCUUAUUAUCAAAUCACCCCGGCUGGUCACUGCCCUCAUGAUGAAGUUCCCGAGGUUGUAAACUACUUACUACGUGGUUGGGUCAGAUCCUUAGAGUCUCAAGGCUCUGUUGCAAUGCCUCUUCUGGAUGACCCCGAGUCUGUUGAUUAUGGUGUUUCCAGAGACUUGGAAUUUGUCAGAGAAGGAUCACAAAGAGCAGUGAUUGUACGCGUGGUUGGAACCAAAUCGUCUAUUUGGAACCAGAUAAGUACAUUUAUCAAGUCUCACAUUGUAAAAUUUCGUGUUAACGAAAUUAGAUAGGUGUUGUUUGUCUCCGUAGCCGAUCUGAAUCUCCUAUGUAUAUAUCCAGUUCAGUCAUACAUGAAAUUGUCCUCCUGCCCCAUUGUAAUGUACACAAAUCAGCCGUAAAUGAAGUAUACGAUACCCUGAAUCAGUAUUAGUGACUCUUGCACAGUGUUCAUCCUCUGCAGAGUUAAUCCGUUA